Molecule: messenger RNA, 4335 nt
Organism: Cherax quadricarinatus
Lineage: Eukaryota; Metazoa; Arthropoda; Malacostraca; Decapoda; Parastacidae
Product: GTP cyclohydrolase 1 feedback regulatory protein
Biological process (GO): negative regulation of biosynthetic process
Cellular component (GO): cytoplasm; nucleus
Molecular function (GO): GTP cyclohydrolase binding
Source: RefSeq, a predicted model, not a curated record
ACAGCCGUGGUGCAGGAAGACAGCCGUGGUUCAGGAAGACAGCCGUGGUGCAGGAAGACAGCCGUGGUGCAGGAAGACAGCCGUGGUUCAGGAAGACAGCCGUGGUGCAGGAAGACAGCCGUGGUGCAGGAAGACAGCCGUGGUGCAGGAAGACAGCCGUGGUGCAGGAAGACAGCCGUGGUGCAGGAAGACAGCCGUGGUGCAGGAAGACAGCCGUGGUGCAGGAAGACAGCCGUGGUGCAGGAAGACAGCCGUGGGCCGGGGAAAGACAGCCGUGGUGCAGGAAGACAGCCGUGGUGCAGGAAGACAGCCGUGGUGCAGGAAGACAGCCGUGGCGCAGGAAGACGGGCCGUGGUGCAGGAAGACAGCCGUGGUGCAGGAAGACAGCCGUGGUGCAGGAAGACAGCCGUGGUGCAGGAAGACAGCCGUCAGCAACAGCCACUUCACCAUGCCAUAUUUGUUGAUCUCAACACAGCUUAGACUGGAAGCUGGUCCAACUUAUGUGGGAGACAGCGAUAGUGAUCCAGACUUGAUGAGCUAUCUAGGAGCCGAAGAAGUAAAAGAACCGACAUCUAAGAGUUUCAGUUACUGUACGAAACUGGUGCCGCGCAAGGUGCUAAACUUGCUCGAGAAAAGAGGAUGGCGACUUGUUACAUCGUCUAAUAUUGGCCAGAUGUGCAUUUGGACACUGCAUCGGGAACUUGACUAAAGCCCUGGAUUGUGCUUUUAUUGUUAUGAGUAUACUGGGAACAAAAAACAAUAAGGCACAAUGUGGUGACUGGAACAAUACACGAAUAACCUGCACAUAGUUGGUGUGACUUGUAAGUGAGCCAAAAGAGACCUAAAGGUUGUCAUAAGCCUCUCUCCUAUCUGCGAGUUAUUUGUGUACUGGGAAUGUUUCUGGGAUGAUGUAAUAUUUGUAAUACUGUGCUAUGCUUGUUGAAUACCAUGGUUAUAGCUAUUUUGUGGGCUUCCAUAUAUUGUUGGGAUUUAUAGAUUAUAUUUACAAUUUUUAUAUCAAUACAGUAAGAGGCAUGCCUCCUACAUAGUUGUUAAGGUGGGAAUAUCAUGUGGUUUAUUUUGUAUAUCAUUUUCAUAUAGUAUAGAUGUACUGCACUAAAAUGGGUUUGUUCUUAAAUAAUACAACAGUUGAAUAUGGUUAAUAAAAUAUGGAAAAAUUUUGAAAGAUUUUGAUUUGGCUCUGAGUGUGUAUUCAAAGCUGAUAAUUAACGUCCAGCAUGGAUGGAUAAUUUUGCAUAUCGAGUUUAAAAAUUUGUGUACUAUGACAAGCAAAGAAAUUCCUGAUAUCGAAGAUAUAUUGCCACCAAAACCUCAGGCACCUAAACCCAGUGACUGCUGCGGCACUGGCUGCUGUCCUUGUGUUCACGAUAUAUAUGAGCAUGAUUUGAAAGCAUGGAAGAAGCAGUGUGAGCUUAUUCGUAAUGGAUCCAGUGAAGGGAUACGACAUUUCCCGGGUGCUGUUGAGCCAGACAAAUGGAACGAGUUUGAGAUUAUUGCAGUGAAUAAAGUGAGUAAUAACACUUAUCUCUACACUUUCAAACUAGAAGAUAACCAAUGUUUGGGCUUGAAUUUAGGUCAACAUUUAAUUGUGAAGCAAGUGAGAAAUGGCCGUUCAGUUACUAGGCAGUAUACACCUGUCUCUGAUAUAAACCGAGUAGGAUCCUUCGAAGUUCUCAUAAAAAUUUACCCUAAGGGCAAAAUUACUCAAAUUAUUAAAAAUUGGAAUGUUAAUGACAUGAUUCCAUGGAGAGGGCCAUUUGGCCAUUUUUCUUACAAGGAAAAUAGUUACAGAAGAAUCCUUAUUCUGGCAGCUGGCACUGGCAUUGCUCCGGUGUAUCAGAUAAUAAAAACUGUCGUUGAAAAUGAAGAGGAGGAGACUUUUAUUAAGCUAAAUUAUGCUUCCAAGACUUUUUCCAAUAUUUUGUUAAGGGAGGAAUUGUGCAGUUACUGCCGAUAUUGGAAUUUUACAAUGUGUCACUAUUUAAGUGAAGAGACUGAUGUGAGCAAAAAGAGAUACAAUGAGGAGGUAGUAGCCAGGAGACUGUUGAAGGAUGAUAUUCUUCAGGAUCUAUCAAAAGGCUCUGUUGAUUCAACUUUAGUGCUUAUUUGUGGAACAAAGUCAUUCAAUAAAGAUAUGGUGAACGCUGCCAAAGAUGCCAGCAUUCCAGAUAAAAAUAUUUUUAAGUUUUGAAGACAUAUUUUGAUUUUCUUGUGCCCCAAGCUACGUAUAUAGUAAGGCUUUGUAGAUACAGUGGUCCCUCGUUUUUUGUAAUUAAUCCAUUCCUGGGGGAGCUACUGUAAACGAAAUUUACGAUUUGCGAAUCAAUUUUCCCCAUAAGAAAUAAUGUAAAUACACUUAAUCCGUUCCUGACACCCAGAAGUAUUAAAACAAAAAUUUUUUUUUACAUGAAAUAUACAUGUAGUACAUAAACAAUACAAUGGGAAAUGAUGAAUGAAACAUUAACAGCAUAACACCUACCUUUAUUGGAGAUUCUUCUUAGUGUAUGGGAGACUGGAGGAGGAGAGAGAGUGGAUUGUUUAUAGUUUGGAAGGGGAAUCCCCUUCCAGCAACACCUCAGGUACCAAUUGCUUCUCUGGGGUUGCUUCUCUUCUCUGUUUCUUAAUGCCACUAGGACCACCUUUAGAGUCACUCUAGUCCUGCCUCGCAAAGUAACUUUGGAGAGAGCUCUAUUUCUGGCGUCUCUUUAACACUUCCCUAAAAUGGCCCAAGACUUUGUCACUGUACAUACUUCUCACCUUCUUUACCACAGGCUUGGCACUAGCUUUCUUUGGAGCCAUGGUAGCUUAUUUAGUACUUGCAAGCACUAAAAUGAGUGGAAUAUUAUGAAAUAUUUCAUAGGAGCACUUGAGGGGACCUUCACUCACUGGUAAACAAUGCCAGACUGGCUGGGUAGGGAGGCCGCGCCGGCUCACACUGCGUAUGCGUCCCGGACGAACUACUAUUCGCGAGUCAACCUAUGAAAAGUGAGUCCAUGUUUAUAUGAAAAUACCCCUAUGAUUGGCGAAAUUUACGAUUGCCGAGAACUACGAAAAGCGAGGGACCACUAUACUAAUGUAGUAAUUCCUCGCUUAACGAUUGGCUCCUGCUCGUCUAAUGAUAAAUUCAAGGUUACAGUCUGUCACCUGCCUGAUUGAAGACCUCUUCUUUGUGCAAUGACCAGAUAAUAUAAGUGUGACUCUGUAAAUGGUGCAAGUCGGACCAAAACGUCAUCUUAAGCUCCUCUCUUCUAUGUGUGGGUUAUUUGUGUAUGGUAUUUUACGGCAAGCAAGAUUCUCUGGUCUCCAUGGGGAUGUGGAACAGAAUUCUUCCUCUGUAAGCCACGCGUGUCAUAACAGGCAACUGAAAUGCUAGGAGCAAGGGGCUAGUAACCCCUUCUCCUGUAUAUAUUACUAAAUUUAAAAAGAGAAACUUUUUGUUUUUCUUUUUGAGUCACCCUGCUUCAGUGUGAUAUGGCCAGAAAGAUUCUCCGGUGUCGAGGACAUCCCCCCAAUUCUGACUGGCUAAAUUUUUGAAAAAAAAAAAAUGAAAAUAAGUAUAAAAAUAAGGCUGCAGAACUUCUGGCCAUGUUCUUUUUCUACUCGCUGUCUCGAUGCGUACAAGUGGGCAUGUCAGUGGCUGGGUAGGAUUGCAUAUUGCUUUGUGAUUGUUUUUUCAUGCAUUUUAAAAAUAUUUCAUAUUUUUAAGUUUAUUGAUUUUUACUAUUUAAUAAGUACAUUUGUGCUGCCAGAGCCAAACACCAUAACAGGAAAUGUUUACAACUACUGUGUACCGUAGCCUACUUGAUUCAUUAUUGGGUUGUAUGCAACUAGAUUACUGUCUAGCAUCAUAACACUUGUCUAGGCUUAGGGUAAGGUCUAUGAGCGAUGUAACCAUCGGCCUCCAAGAUGCUGGGUAAAUUUUCAAGUUAUUUUGGGAAAAAAUAGUGUCUUUGAUGCUAUUUUUGCUGACAAGUCUUGACAGAUAAGAUUAAAUCUGCUUUUGCAUCAGUAGGCAACCAUGUUUUCCUAUCCUCUGAAUCAUCAGUUAAAAUAUGUGGAAAACAGGAUUAAUUUUUAUGUACAGUGGACCCCCGGCAUACGAUGGCAUCGGUACACGUUAAAUCCGGUAUACGAUACAUUUUAAUGCAAAAAUUUUGCCUCGCCACUUGUUAAAAAACCCGCCACACAGGAUUUGUCUGUGACGUGUCCAUGUGUGGCCUGAACUUUCCCGUGCGUGCCAGUGUUUACAAGCCAGCCAGUGUGCUUGCAUCUUUUUUAUUUAUUUAUUUAUUUAGAAAUUUUAGCAUACAUACA